Belonocnema kinseyi is the source of this 2454-nucleotide messenger RNA. RefSeq lists its product as uncharacterized. The transcript is spliced from 6 exons. Gene Ontology annotation, cellular component: extracellular region. The coding region runs from base 198 to 1859 and encodes 553 amino acids. Gene Ontology annotation, molecular function: hydrolase activity, acting on carbon-nitrogen (but not peptide) bonds; protein binding; chitin binding. The record is from RefSeq and is a predicted model, not a curated record. Gene Ontology annotation, biological process: carbohydrate metabolic process. Lineage: Eukaryota; Metazoa; Arthropoda; Insecta; Hymenoptera; Cynipidae.
CCUUAGUAAGCGGUACAUAAGUCUUAAGGUCCGCACCCUUACAUUACGCGAUAUUACUUUUUUCUUCGCGUAGGCGCACGCGCGCGAUCGCCUUCUCCCCGGAAGUAAUAGUGAUACCAUCUCCAGAACUUCCGUGCCGCGAAGAGUGACCAGACAGAAAAGACGGGGUCUACGAUCAGGAUACCGAUAGUCCCGUGAUGCGGGUGAGGGCGAGGAAUAUGCCGAAGUACUCGCUAAUACUGCUUUUUGCAGUCGCGUUCACCCUUUCCGAGGGAACGGUAUUGAGUCGAUGGAAGCGACAAGAUGACAAAAAGGAUAAUGUAAAGGACGAAUUUUGCAAGGACAAGGAUGCUGGUGAAUGGUUCCGACUUCAGACCGGAGAAGGAGAUAACUGUCGAGAUGUUAUCCAGUGCACCAGUUCCGGAAUCCAGGCUCUGAGGUGUCCCGCUGGACUGUACUUUGACAUCGAUAAACAGACCUGUGACUGGAAAGAUGCAGUCCACAAUUGCAAGUCUACGAACAAAGAACGGAAGGCCAAGCCCAUCCUUUUCACCGAAGAGCCCCUUUGUCCAGAAGGUCAACUUGCUUGCGGAAACCAGGAUUGUGUAGAGAGAGGUCUCUUCUGUAACGGUGAAAAAGACUGUGCUGAUGGUUCCGAUGAAAAUAUUUGUGAUAUGGACAAUGACCCUAACAGAGCACCACCUUGCGACCCUGCCGUGUGUGUAUUGCCAGAUUGUUUCUGUUCUGAGGAUGGUACUACAAUCCCAGGUGAUUUACCCUUCAAGGAUGUUCCCCAGAUGAUUACCAUCACCUUUGACGAUGCCAUAAAUAACAAUAACAUUGGCUUGUAUAAGGAAAUUUUCAAUGGCAAACGUCGAAACCCUAAUGGAUGUGAUAUCAAGGCGACCUUCUUCGUUUCCCACAAAUACACCAACUAUUCCGCUGUCCAGGAAAUGCACAGAAAGGGACACGAAAUCGCAGUUCACUCCAUCUCGAAAAAUGGCCACAAGGUGUCAACACGCCGGAAGAGACAUAACGACGACGAGAGCUUCUGGUCCGACGCCACGGUAGAUGACUGGGCUAAGGAGAUGGCAGGCAUGAGGGUCAUCAUCGAAAAAUACGCCAACUUGACUGACAACAGUGUGGUUGGAGUCCGAGCACCAUACCUCAGAGUUGGAGGCAACAACCAAUUUACAAUGAUGGAAGAACAAGCUUUCCUAUAUGAUUCGACUAUCACUUCGGCCCUCAACAAUCCUCCUCUAUGGCCUUACACCAUGUACUUCAGAAUGCCCCAUCGCUGUCACGGAAACUUACAACACUGUCCAACCAGAUCACACGCAGUCUGGGAAAUGGUGAUGAACGAACUCGACAGAAGAGAGGAUCCCCAAAACGACGAGUACCUUCCAGGUUGUGCUAUGGUCGACUCUUGCAGUAACAUCCUUACUGGAGACCAGUUCUACAACUUCUUAAAUCACAACUUCGACAGGCAUUAUGAACAAAAUCGUGCUCCGCUUGGUCUCUACUUCCACGCAGCCUGGUUAAAGAACAACCCGGAAUUCCUCGAUGCCUUCCUCUACUGGAUCGACGAAGUCUUGGCAAAUCACAACGAUGUCUAUUUCGUUACAAUGACCCAAGUCAUCCAAUGGAUCCAAAACCCCCAAACUGUGACCGAAUCAAAGAACUUUGAAUCCUGGAGGGAUAAGUGUGUCGUGGAUGGACCACCAGCCUGCUGGGUGCCCCAUACGUGCAAACUUACAUCAAAGGAAGUUCCCGGGGAAACCAUCAAUCUCCAAACCUGCAUCCGAUGCCCUAAUAACUACCCAUGGCUCAAUGAUCCCACCGGAGACGGCUUCUUCUAAGUCAAAACCUCUUAAAAUUGAACGGAGCUUUUAUACGAAAAGCAAAGCUAUUACACAGAAACGAAACAUUUAUAAAAAAAGGAAAACGUGAUUCGCGAGAUCGCGCGAUUAUCGUCCUCAGUCGGUUCGGGGACGAAGCCUAUGUAGCUCUCGUUUAAAUUAUAAGUCAUAGGACGAUUGCAUCGCGACCUUUCAUUAAAAAUGUUUACCGGUACUUUCGCGUGAUGAAGAACAGCAUUUCGACGUUCCACGCGAAGGUGCAAAAAGAAUCUCUUUAUUAGGAAAAUAGGAGAGAAAUGACGGACUUGAUAAGUCCGCAAGUGAGACUCGAUAUGUAAUAUAGACGCCUCCCGUUUCCUUUUUCAAAAGUUAAGACCCCACUCCUAUCCUUUACCUAUCCCUUCCUAUCCUUUCCUCCAUCACGCUCCUUUGCUCCAUCUUUCAGCAACCGCCAAAUCUUCCCGGGGCGCCCUUACUUUUCUAAGGGUCGACCAAAACUAUAUAAAUAUAAAUGUGUAUGUAUAUUUUAUAAAGUAAGUGACAUCAAUUGUUCCCAGAAGAAAGCGACAGAUCUUUAAUAAAAGUCUUUUAAAAA